This is a messenger RNA of Penicillium cosmopolitanum, 480 nucleotides long. RefSeq lists its product as uncharacterized. Gene Ontology annotation, biological process: regulation of membrane potential; proton export across plasma membrane; sodium ion export across plasma membrane. Gene Ontology annotation, cellular component: plasma membrane. The record is from RefSeq and is a predicted model, not a curated record. The transcript is spliced from 2 exons. Bases 1 to 480 code for a protein of 159 amino acids. Gene Ontology annotation, molecular function: sodium:proton antiporter activity. NCBI's taxonomy places the organism in Eukaryota, Fungi, Ascomycota, Eurotiomycetes, Eurotiales, Aspergillaceae.
AUGGGAUACUUUGGGCCAAUUGGCGUGGGUGCUAUCUCAUAUGUCGAGUAUGCCCGCCGUCUUCUACCAGAUCCAGGGGAGAGCGAUGAAGAAGUCAACCAUCUGACUGCAGCAAUGGUCCCGGUCGUCUACUGGCUUGUAUUCUUCUCGAUUGUUGUCCAUGGACUCUCGAUUCCAGUGUUAAACGGCAUCUACAAAUGGCUUCGGGUUGCGAUAAUUCAUGAUCAUCCUGUGGAGGUUCUCAUGCUCUCCGAUAAUGAACCCGUUCCCAACAACAGCGUCGUCCAUCGCGAGUCGCACUUGGUGACGGUAAAUAAUCGCUUCUCGUGUAUCUCUAGCAAUAGUCGACCGAGCCACAACUGUGAAGACUCGGACAUGGCUAGGUUACGGUAUAGUCGAGAUUGUGAAUUAUCGCUUGGUCGGCUUUCGUCAAAAGAGUCAUCGCUAACUCAGGCGGAACACAUUAGAGAAAUUGUUUAG